CAAAAGUUAGAGGAGCAGCAAAUGCAACAACAAGGCUUGCCGAAUGGAAGCAAAGUGAGAAACAAUCAACACAAAAAGUUCCUAAAUCAAAGUCACAUUUGUGCAAACAAACAAACAAACAAAAAAAACGCACACGAAAAAGUUCCUAACAAGAGCGACGCCAGAGCAGAUCUAACAGCAAGUUUAACAACAAGUCUAACAGGAGAACAACAGAACAGGAGCAGCAUAAUCAGAAGAAGGAGAAACAGAGACAGCAUGACAGCACUGGGAUUAGUUCUGCUAUCAAUGAUGGGCUAUACGCAGCACAUGCAGCAACUACAGCCCAGCAGCGUAGGAGUGGAGGGAGGAGCACGACUGCUCUCCCGUGCGGACUGGGGAGCCCGCGUGCCGAAGUCCGUGGAACAUUUCGAGGGACCCGCUCCGUACGUCAUCAUCCAUCACUCGUACAUGCCCGCCGCAUGCUUCAGCACUGCUGAAUGCAUGAAGAGCAUGCGGGAUAUGCAGGACUUCCAUCAGCUGGAGCGCGGAUGGAACGAUAUCGGCUAUAGCUUUGGCAUCGGAGGCGAUGGGAUGAUCUACACGGGUCGUGGCUUUAACGUGAUCGGAGCCCAUGCCCCCAAAUACAACGAUAAGAGCGUGGGCAUUGUCCUCAUCGGAGAUUGGAGAACUGAAUUACCGCCCAAGCAGAUGCUGGAUGCUGCCAAGAAUCUGAUCGCUUUCGGCGUGUUCAAGGGGUACAUUGAUCCCGCCUACAAACUGUUGGGCCACAAGCAGGUGCGCGACACAGAGUGCCCCGGCGGUAGACUCUUCCAGGAGAUCUCCACGUGGCCGCACUUUAACAAUUCAAUCCGUUUCAACACAACGACGGAGCAGCCACAAAAGGUAGAGCCACAGCCACAGCAACAGCACCAACCGAAGACCCUGCCUGCGAACCCCAAGGUCUAGUUAAGCUCACUUCUAAUUUUAAUCCUAAUCCCCAAUACCCUACAACGCCACACGAGCUCCCGCCUCCCCCGCUCAAUGCCAAGGAGUUCAUUCAGUAUUCAUUAGAUGUCUCUCUGCGAACAUUUCACAAAUAAAGCAAUUUCUAGAUGAUAACGCUUAAGCGAA
Molecule: messenger RNA, 1110 nt
Organism: Drosophila guanche
Lineage: Eukaryota; Metazoa; Arthropoda; Insecta; Diptera; Drosophilidae
Gene: PGRP-LB
Product: peptidoglycan-recognition protein LB
Exons: 3
Coding region: 22-945 (307 amino acids)
Biological process (GO): peptidoglycan catabolic process; innate immune response
Molecular function (GO): zinc ion binding; peptidoglycan binding; N-acetylmuramoyl-L-alanine amidase activity
Source: RefSeq, a predicted model, not a curated record